Molecule: messenger RNA, 626 nt
Organism: Ipomoea nil (Japanese morning glory)
Lineage: Eukaryota; Viridiplantae; Streptophyta; Magnoliopsida; Solanales; Convolvulaceae
Exons: 7
Coding region: 30-626 (198 amino acids)
Biological process (GO): proteolysis
Molecular function (GO): cysteine-type peptidase activity
Source: RefSeq, a predicted model, not a curated record
GCAAAGUUACAUCAUAUUUCAUCCACGUCAUGGAGCAGCACAAAGAUAAAAACUUUAUUUUAGCACCAUAUCAUCAAGACUCUCAUUGGUUACUUUUGGUGAUUUGCAUACGGUCAAAAAGCGUAUGUAUCUUGGAUCCCUUGCCUUCUAAUCGCAACAUAGGUUUAAUUAAAGGCUCUGUGAAUUUGGCAUUUCGCUCUGUUCCUACGAGUGCACGGGUUAAGAGCAUCAAUUGGAAGCCAUGCAAAUGCCCGAUCCAACCGGGAGGUCACGAGUGUGGAUAUUAUGUCAUGCGAUACAUGUAUGACAUCGUGACAAAAUAUUCAUCUGUUGAUAAUUUGGAUGGGGCAUUUGAAAGAGAUAGUCCGUAUUCUAUCGACGACAUAAAUGAGGUUCGAGAGCAUUGGUCAAAGUUCUUCUUUUCCGAGUGCUUGUACUCGGCCUCAUGGGGAAACAUAUGCCGGAACAGGGUUGGAUGGAGCGAUGUAGUGCCAAAUGGAGAUUUUUCCAAGUACUGGACACUAGAUUGUGAUGAUGCAAUCAAGCUGAAUGUUGGGCAAAGUUUUAGCACAUUGGAAGAGAGGAUCGAAUUAUACAGGCAUUAUGUUGGGGGUGGUUGGAUUUGA